AUGCCCGCCUGUUUGCCCGUCACUACAGACUUUUUGCCCGACAAACGGACUCUACAACAGGAUUACGUCACUUAUAGUUAUAAUUUGUUGCCCGAAGAGCAGAGUUCUGAUCGACUCCAACAGCGAUGCUAUAGAGGCGAAGAGGACGCUAAAUACCAUCAGCCAUUGUCCACAAUUCAGGUCUAUUUGGAACUGAUUUGUCAGAGACUGCAACAGGGAUUUCAGAUCAUAUUAUUGCCCAAUUUGGCUAAAGUCGGAUCAAUUGGUGGAAGGAUUCGGGAGAACUACGAAUACGCGAUGAGUAUUGGAAGGAUAUUCCAUGAAUUGAAAUUAGACGAAAAGACCAUUUAUGUGAAGAACUAUCACCCGAGACAUCCCUAUCCUGUCAUCAAAAUUCAUUACUGCUAUCGUAUAAGAACUCCAGACAAUGAGACAUAUGGUGUGUCUUGGGUUGACUUCACGAGUGAGAAACUCGAGAAUUAUAAGUGGAAUUAUUUGGAUAACUAUACGUGUCUUAAGGCUGACGAACACGAACUCCGGGAAAAUUUAAAGUACUGGCGGUUUCGGCUCUUAAUGUUACCAUCGAUGCAAUCGAUUACAAAAGCCAUUAUCGAUAAGUGCCUCUCUGGAGAAGAUGACUACCCGUGCGAUCUCUACCACGACUUCACUCCCGAAGAAAAGGUUCAAUUGCAGGAAGGAUUCAUCAAAUUCUUGGAAAUCAUUAACAGAAUCAGACGUCCGCCGAAUACACGUAAACCCGCUCUUAAAGUGGAGCACAGAAAGAAUGUGAGCUCUAAUCGACGAUUCAGUUCGAGUUCGGCUCAGUUACAGAACCUUCAAACCAAUGCAAACCGAAUGUCUCAACCCUUGGAUAUAAAUGUGGGCGAAGGGGCGCUCUUUAGAGACAACAUCCUUCUUAACCAAUCGUCUCAAACCCAAAAACCAGUGACCGCUCAACGAUUAAACAUAAAUGUCAUCAAUAAAGGCGCUGACGAGCGAUGCGACGAAAUCGAUGGACCAAUUUUGUCGACACUUGUCUGUAAGUCACCCAUAAUUGAGAGCGAAUCCAAUCCAACUGAUGACGAAACCAAUGAAAGAUUAACCAUUCAUUCCUCUCAUUCCGAUAUAAUUGAAACCAUGAAAAAGACUAAUGCGCUUAACUUUGUGACCAAAUGUGGAGGCCUUACACCCGAUACGUUCAUUAGCGCCGAAGCCGUGUUUUGGGCCAAAAAUAAUAUCGAAAAUGUAUUGACUGAAGGGAUCGCUAUUUCUCUAUUCCAGUCUAUGGUCGAGUCGGGUGUCAUUUGUCACGCAUCCGGCGAUAAGACACAAGCCUUUAAACAUGGUUUCUAUUUGUAUUGCAUUGUGGAUACAAACAGUAGGAAUCAUCUGUUCGGACACGAGAGCGAUAUUCAUAUGUUUGAGAAGGAGUGGAUGGAAGUGGCAAUUGUUCCGCAAAGCAAUUUAGCCAAGAAUUACGAGCACUGGUACAGCACUGGCAAUGAACUCUAUUCAAAUAGUCUGUCACCUGAAGUACAGGAUUUCACGUCUAAGAACACAGUCCUUGAUUUAGACGAUGGCUCUAAGAAUGGGAGAGUAGAGUGGGUUAACAUCAAGUACCACAGUGUCUACGAUCCCGAACAGGCAUUUGAAAUGGUUAUCGAAUGGAUGGUCUCCACCGGUAACUCAAUAUCAGAGAUAGUAAUGGGUUGGAGUCGAAAGGCCGCCUCUACUGGCCUUCAUUUGGGUUAG
Messenger RNA from Medioppia subpectinata, 1752 nucleotides. NCBI's taxonomy places the organism in Eukaryota, Metazoa, Arthropoda, Arachnida, Sarcoptiformes, Oppiidae. The record is from the annotation of a GenBank genome assembly.